Messenger RNA from Beta vulgaris subsp. vulgaris (sugar beet), 1269 nucleotides. Its product is annotated as protein SAR DEFICIENT 4. Bases 152 to 1162 code for a protein of 336 amino acids. The record is from RefSeq and is a predicted model, not a curated record. Gene Ontology annotation, cellular component: cytoplasm. The transcript has a single exon. Lineage: Eukaryota; Viridiplantae; Streptophyta; Magnoliopsida; Caryophyllales; Amaranthaceae.
UCAAGAUUUGAAGAAAUUUCCAACAUUCUCUAACAACAUUUCAGUGAAAUUUCUCAUACAAGAAGAUUCUCCUUCCUAACCUUAUAAAUUAAUCCUCAAAACAUUUGUCUUCCACAUUCCAUUUCAUACUCAAAUAAAUCUCUCUUACACCAUGGCAACACCAUCCAUCACAAGCACAACCACACCAAUCUUCAUCUCAACCACCACACUCCGAUCAAUCCUCUCCCACAAAACCCUAAUUAGCCACCUCAAAUCCACCCUUCCAAACGCCUCUCUUUCUCUCUCUACCCCACCUCGUCACUCUCUCUCUACAUCCCAAAAUUCCACUCUUCUCCUCAUGCCUUCUUUCUCUACCUCCCCUUCUCUCCCUUACAUUGGGGUCAAACUUGUAACUUCACAUCCUCAAAACUCUUCCCUUAAUUUACCCGGAAUUCAUGCUUGUUACACCCUCUUUCACUCCCUUAGUGGACAAACCCUAGCUUUAUUUGAUGCUACUGAACUUACCCUUUUCAGAACUUCCUCAAUUUCAGGUUUAGGUUCAUUAUAUUUGUCAAAUUUUGAUUCCCAUGUUCUUGUUAUGGUGGGUUCUGGUAAUUUAUCACCCCAUUUGAUCACUGCCCAUUUGAGUGUUAGGCCUAGCAUUAAAAGGGUGAUCAUUUGGAAUCGAACCGCCGAGAAGGCGGCUGCAUUGGCAGAUAGAUUGACAAGAGAGAAAGGUUUUGAAGGGGUGACAUUUGAGAGUAAUGGGUGUUUAGAGGAUGUGAUUGGGUUGGGUGACAUUGUGAGUUGCGCCACGAAUUCGGAGCAUGAAUUGGUUGAAGGAGUGAAGUUGAAGGAAGGAGCUCAUCUUGAUCUUGUUGGGUCGUUUAAACAGACGAUGAAAGAGUGUGACGACGAGGCGAUAAGGAGGGGGAGAGUGUUUGUUGAUAAUGAGGUUGCAUUGGAGGAAGCUGGGGAAUUGGUUGGUGCUUUUGAGAGAGGAGUGAUUUCUAAGGAUGAUGUUUGUGGGACUUUGGUGGAAUUGAUCAAAGGUGAUAAGGUUGGGAGGAAGAAUGAUAAGGAAAUUACUGUGUUUAAGUCUGUUGGUUCUGGGGUGGUUGAUCUUCUUACUGCUCAGUUAGUGUAUGAAACUGUCAUCAGAGAUCAAAUUGGGCAGUGCUAACUGCUAAUGGUUUAUGAUGAUGUAUACCUGAUUUUUUGGUAUAGAAGUUUUGUACUAUUGCAUCUUAGAUAAGAAUAAAAGUCCAUGUUCUUUUGGACUUAUUUUCA